GCGGAGCGAGACGGAGAAAGAGACAGAGAGAGGGAGGGAGAGAUGGUUUCGCUGAAGCUCCAGAAGCGGCUCUCCGCGAGCGUUCUCAAGUGUGGGCGAGGCAAGGUCUGGCUCGAUCCCAAUGAGGUCAACGAAAUCUCCAUGGCCAACUCUCGCCAAAACAUAAGAAAGUUGGUCAAGGAUGGUUUCAUUAUCAGGAAGCCAACCAAGAUUCACUCUCGUUCCCGUGCCCGUCGCAUGAAGGAGGCCAAGAGAAAGGGACGUCAUUCUGGAUAUGGUAAGCGUAAGGGUACGAGGGAGGCAAGGCUGCCCACCAAAAUCCUAUGGAUGAGGAGGAUGCGUGUUCUUAGGCGCUUGCUUCGCAAGUACAGGGAGUCGAAGAAGAUUGACAGGCACAUGUACCAUGACAUGUACAUGAAAGUGAAAGGUAAUGUUUUCAAGAACAAACGUGUGCUGAUGGAGAGCAUUCACAAGUCAAAGGCUGAAAAGGCAAGAGAAAAGACUUUGUCUGAUCAGUUUGAGGCCAAGAGGGCAAAGAACAAGGCCAGCAGGGAGAGGAAAAUUGCUAGGAGAGAGGAACGUUUGGCCCAGGGGCCUGGAGAAAAACUACCGGCAGCAACGCCUGCUGCUGCACCGGCUGCAGUGUCUCAACCUACGCAGGGAUCGAAGAAAUCCAAGAAGUGAAUCCUAGGAGAAGUUUACUGGAGGAUGCAUGACAAUUGCCAGUCCUUGCUUUCUCCGUCACUUUUUUUUUAGGGUAGUUUUGAAGAGUGAGUUGUGUUUGUUUUUGACGAUGUUACUUGAUAUCCUAUAUGAAAGGAGUUAACAGAAUCUUUGUACUUCUUCUGCUUAAUUUAUAUUUU
Messenger RNA from Morus notabilis, 863 nucleotides. Its product is annotated as 60S ribosomal protein L19-3. Bases 43 to 684 code for a protein of 213 amino acids. The transcript is spliced from 5 exons. NCBI's taxonomy places the organism in Eukaryota, Viridiplantae, Streptophyta, Magnoliopsida, Rosales, Moraceae. The record is from RefSeq and is a predicted model, not a curated record. Gene Ontology annotation, cellular component: cytosolic large ribosomal subunit; ribosome. Gene Ontology annotation, molecular function: structural constituent of ribosome; RNA binding. Gene Ontology annotation, biological process: translation.